AGCCAGUUUCGGCUGUUGUCGCCGCAGCUUCAGGGGCCAUGGCCUUGGCAUUUGUGCCAACCGAGGCUUUCCGACUUUCCGCAUCGGGGAUGGGAGGUUGCGCGGAGCUCGCGGCUCCCGCGGCGCCCGCCGCGCCGCUUGCGGCAAGUUCUGGGACGUCGGCGUCGCGGCUCACUUGGUGGCAGGCGGCCGGCGCACUUUGCACGGCUUUCGCAGCGCUGGGCCAGCGCCGGCCCAAGCCGCGCGCGAGCGCGAAGGUGCCGCUGAGAGUCUACGGGUACGAAGAGGAGGACGGCCCGGACCAUUUCUUCAGGCUGCCGAACGGCUGGAAGCCCAAGGUGCGGCCGGCAUGGAAUCGGCACACCUCGCCCAGCAAGGUGAGCAUGGGCAAUUCCGUGACGUUUUUCUUCCCCAACAAGGCUAAGGCACAUCAGGACACUGAGUACCAGGGCUAUUGCAACCCCAAGAUGUACAAGAGGGUCAUGCCGGACCGGAAGUUGGCGAACCGGGCGCGGCGCACGCAGAAGCGCGCCUGGCGCAAGCUGUCCAAUAAGCUGAAGAACGAGUGGCGCUUCCGGCGCUACCCCAGGGAUGAGUCCGGCAAGGUGUCGCACGGCGUCUUCAACUCCCGGAGCCGGCCCACCUACCUGGACCUCAAGGGCGCCUCGCGCGCCAACAAGCAGUGAGACGCUGGGACGGUGGGACGCGCUCGUGCGCUCUGGUCGGCAAGAGGGCAAGAGGUGGACCAGCGAGAACCAGU
Messenger RNA from Effrenium voratum, 760 nucleotides. Lineage: Eukaryota; Dinophyceae; Suessiales; Symbiodiniaceae. The record is from the annotation of a GenBank genome assembly.